CGUACCGACCGAUUGACUACGAGGAAGAAAGGAAGGAAGCUCGAUGGCGCUGCUAAUGACAGGGGGCGAGACCCGCGCCAUGAACGGGCUCUUCGAUGGCAUGUACACGUCGUACGUCGUCCUCAUCGUCGUGCUCUACGUCGUCGUCAAGUUUGCCCUCCACGAGAUCCACCCACCGCGCACCGAGAAGGAAGCCAGCACGAAGCGGUCGCGCGAGAUCGACAGCACGGUGGUCUACCCCUACGGCGUGGCGGAGAUGCAGGGCAAGCGACCGUACAUGGAAGACCGCUACGUGGCUGUGGGCACGCUCAACGGCGACGCGACGGCUUCGUUCUAUGGCGUCUUUGACGGCCAUGGCGGCGAUGGCGCCUCCGAGUACUGCGCCGAGAUGAUGUGCAACAACGUGAUCCAAGACCCGAUGUACGCCAAGUACCCGAAGGAGGCACUGACCAAGGGCUUUCUGCGCACGGACGAAGACUACACGCAAGUCGCCAACCGCCGCAACCGCGACGACGGCACGACCGCUGUCACGGUGCUCGCGCAGCGCGACACGAUCUACGUGGCCAACGUCGGCGACUCGCGGGCCGUUCUCAUCAAGAAGGACGGCGACGCCAUCGCCCUCUCCAACGACCACAAGCCCAACCGCCCGGACGAGCGCGAGCGCGUCACCAACAUGGGCGGCCACGUCAUUUUCUGGGGCGUCUGGCGCGUUGAAGGCAUCUUGGCCGUCUCUCGAGCGAUCGGCGACCGCAUGCUCAAGCCGUAUGUGAUCGCCGAGCCCGAGAUCACGGAGCACGAGCGCUGCGACGAUGACGCGUACCUCGUCCUCGCCUCGGACGGCGUGUGGGACGUGCUCUCGAACGCCGAGGUGGCGCGCAUGGUGCUGCAAGCCGACUCGAUCCACCUGGCCGCCAAGACCAUCAUGGAGUGCGCGUAUCAGCGCGGAAGUCUUGACAACAUUUGCGCGAUGGUUCUCGACCUGCAACCGAGCGGAAGCCCGGCGCCGAAGCGCCCAAAAGCGUCGUUGGGCGGACUCACGGAAGUGUCGCAAGCCGACGCCGACGAGGAUGUCGCGUCGACGGAUGCCGACGGCAUGGUCACGGCGCCGCUCGACUAGAUGAUCGCACCCCACGCUAGGUUCAUAUAGGAUCGUAUAUUGAAGAAGAAUCAAAGGGUACGCAGGACCGCG
Messenger RNA from Saprolegnia parasitica CBS 223.65, 1189 nucleotides. RefSeq lists its product as hypothetical. Gene Ontology annotation, cellular component: nucleus; cytosol. Gene Ontology annotation, molecular function: protein serine/threonine phosphatase activity; cation binding. The transcript is spliced from 10 exons. Bases 44 to 1117 code for a protein of 357 amino acids. Gene Ontology annotation, biological process: protein dephosphorylation. The record is from RefSeq and is a predicted model, not a curated record. Lineage: Eukaryota; Oomycota; Saprolegniomycetes; Saprolegniales; Saprolegniaceae.